Molecule: messenger RNA, 2494 nt
Organism: Monopterus albus (swamp eel)
Lineage: Eukaryota; Metazoa; Chordata; Actinopteri; Synbranchiformes; Synbranchidae
Product: protein tweety homolog 2-like
Exons: 14
Coding region: 331-1926 (531 amino acids)
Cellular component (GO): plasma membrane
Molecular function (GO): volume-sensitive chloride channel activity; intracellularly calcium-gated chloride channel activity
Source: RefSeq, a predicted model, not a curated record
GCCUGGCCCCUUCACUAGCAACUGGCUGUCACGCCUUCUCUGUUAAAGGAGGCAGGUUCCUAUCGUCAUUCGAUCCCUUGUCUCGGAUACAGACGUUUGUCCCUCGGUCAAGUUGUAUAUGUUUUAGCAAAGGCGCACAUCAACAGUUUGUACACAACUAUGGGAACGGGAAUUGGCAGUGGUAUUAGUUGUCAACCUUGUCCAAAGGCGUCCGGGCAACAGAAGAACUUCCUCUUUAAUAUGCUGUGAAAGUCUUAACCUCUAGUGAAGUCGCAAAAUCUGGGAAUAAGUGCCUAGGUCUUAAAGGAAAGCGUGGAUUUCCAAGCAGGGAUGGCCAUUUAUUACGUUGCUCCGUGGUGGACAUACUGGCUGCAUAAUUUUCCACACUUCAAUUUUGUUUUCCAGUCUGUCGACAACACUUUCAGACCGGAGGAGACGAGCUAUCAGCAGUCGCUGAUCUUUCUAGCAUGUGUUGGUGCCGCUGGUCUGGGUCUGAGCCUGCUAGUUCUGACAGUAUAUCUGGUCUGCCUGUGUUGCUGCUGCAAAGACAUAGAGGAAGAUACCAAAAGGCCCAAUACCUGCUGUGUCACCUGGGCUGCCGUCAUCACAGGCCUCAUCAUAUGUUCUGCUGUAGGAGUGGGUUUCUAUGGAAACAGUGAGACCAACGACGGGGUGUACCAGCUGACCUACUCACUCUACAAUGCCAAUCACACGUUGGAUGGCAUCAACAAUCAGGUUGCAGGAUCUCUGGGAAAUGUGGAAGCUGGACUCAAACAGCACCUGGAACGGCUGGAUGAGAUCUUUGCCACAAGGUCUGACUACCUCCAAGUUCUGCGGUUUAUGCAGCUGAUGGUCAACAACGUUGUCCGUGAGCUGACUGCUCUGCCAGACAUCAAAAAAGCCAGUGUUGACUUGGCAGCCCUUGCUGACCAAACAGCCUUCAUUGAGUAUUACAGAUGGCUGACAUAUCUGCUGCUGCUGAUCCUGGAUCUGGUCAUCUGUUUGGCCAUGUGCUUGGGGAUGGCCAAGCAGUCUCGAUGGCUAUUCAUCAUGAUCAUGGCUUUUGUAGUACUGUCUCUGAUCCUGAGCUGGGCCUUGCUGGGAGCAGCUAUUGCUACAGCUGUGGGCACCAGUGACUUCUGUGUGUCUCCAGACAAGUAUAUUGUCAACCAAACCAAGGAUUUCCUUAGUGCAGAUGUUGCUCAUUAUUAUUUGUUCUGCAGUCCGAAUCUGCCAAACCCCUUCCAGCAGUCUUUGACAGUCUGCCAGCGUUCACUGACCACCACACAAAUCCAGAUCCAGGGCUUGCUGCAGUUCUCUGUGCCUGUCUUCCCCACUGCUGAGAGAGACCUUUUGGGGAUCCAGCGACUGUUGAACUCCACUGAGUUCAGUCUACACCAGCUAACAGCCUUGCUUGACUGCCGUGGGCUACAUAAGGACUACCUAUAUGCCCUAAUGGGUGUGUGCUAUGAUGGGGUGGAAGGGCUUCUCUACCUCUCUUUGUUUUCUCUGCUGGCUGGCUGUGCACUCUGUUCCAUGUUGUGUGCUAUUUUCCGAGUGUGGACACUAAUGGGCAGCAGGGACAAGGAGUAUGACGACAUAGAUGAGGAAGACCCAUUCAACCCUCAAGCACGAAGGAUAUCCUACAACCCCAGAAGGUCCGACAUCCACAGUUUCUGCAGCAACACCAGCAGCUUUUCCAGCCAGGCCAGCCUUCAUCCACCACCACAAGCUGCUUCCUGCACCAUGCCACCUCCUGAAUACAUGAAUCAGUCCAUGCUUUUUGGAGGGAGUCCUCGAUAUGAGAACGUGCCACUGAUAGGGAGAGGAUCCCCGCCUCCCUCGUAUUCACCCAGUAUGAGGACCACCUACCUAUCUAUGACUGAUGUCCAGAUCAGUCGCUGUGAGACUAACUUCCAUGUGUAGCCUGUCACUCCCUGAAUCCUUUUCAGAGAAGCACUGCCUGAGGCCCUGGACUCUUGCUAACAAAGCCGUCUUCAUGGCAUAAUCCUGUUUAGAAGCCUGCUGUCCUAGUCUGAGACAUGAAAGCAGGCCAUAUGAGGCAAUUAGCUCAGUAACAUCAGUGCAGUGCUCUAAAAGCCCUGCAUGCAGUUUUGAACACCAAGGAUCUGUACAAGUUCAUCACAAGUCUGUUAAUGUUGUGGAAAUACUGCUCCUCAAAUGUAAGCUUUUCCAUCAGCCAAAUUAAGGGACUUUGAACUGAAUGAAUCAAAACAUGUUUUUUGCUUUUCCUGUACUUCGGUGACCUACAUGGCUGUGAUCAGCCACAUGGUUGGUAUUUUGAUGUAAAGUGAGAUGUCCGAGUGUGACUAGUACUCAGACCAUUCAUCACAGUUUUUGAUUUUUCAAACAAUCCCUACUGAUUGGCAGUAAUAUAGCAGUAAUAAAAUCCCUUCCUAUUUUAGGUCUCGGUGUAAUUUUAAAAAUGUGAAUUAGACCAGUAAUUUUGUGAACAAUAAAAGAUGCCAUUCAC